Oreochromis aureus is the source of this 1436-nucleotide messenger RNA. RefSeq names its product sodium/bile acid cotransporter-like. The transcript is spliced from 8 exons. Gene Ontology annotation, molecular function: bile acid:sodium symporter activity. The record is from RefSeq and is a predicted model, not a curated record. Gene Ontology annotation, biological process: bile acid and bile salt transport. Lineage: Eukaryota; Metazoa; Chordata; Actinopteri; Cichliformes; Cichlidae. Bases 181 to 1035 code for a protein of 284 amino acids. Gene Ontology annotation, cellular component: membrane.
UCUUUUAUGAAGCAUUGGUGGGCUGUAGUUUUUUUUUUUUUUUCAUGCAGCAGAGUAGAAAACACAAAUGUGCAAUCUUGUGAAAGCAAUUUGUGUGCACACAGCAUUUGGACAAAGGAGUGUGAAGUUUGAAACAAUUAAAUGCUCAGGACCUCGUGUUUCUUCUGAUUUGAAGGCACCAUGAAAAACACAGCAAACCUUACCUCUCAUCAAGAUUUGUGGCGCAACAUGACGGCUGCAAACACCACCUGGGUUUACCAUCCUGCUGUGGACCCAGUGAUUGGCAAUGUCAUUACAGUAAUGUUUACAAUCAUAAUCAUCAUCACCAUGGUUUCACUUGGAUGCACCAUGGAGGUGUCUAAGAUCAAGAAUUACAUCAUGAAACCUAAGGGGUUGGCUAUUGCAGCUACGGCCCAGUAUGGGAUCAUGCCUCUUACAGCCUUUUGCUUAGUUAAGGGGUUCCAGUUGAGUGAUAUAACAGGUGUGGUUGUUCUGGUAUGUGGCUGCUGUCCUGGAGGAAUUUUCUCCAACUCCAUGGCUCUGGCUAUACAUGGGGACAUGAACCUCAGCAUCGUGAUGACUUCCUGCUCCACAAUGUUGGCUCUGGGUAUGAUGCCUCUCCUGCUCUUCAUCUACUGCCAGGGUUUCCCCAGCGUGCGGAACGCUGUCCCUUAUGGUGAAAUUAUGUUAUCGUUGGUAUUGAUCCUUGUCCCGUGCAGCAUCGGCAUCGGCAUCAAGACCUACAGGCCGCAGUACUCGAAGAGGUUCACAAAGGUAGGCAUGAUUAUAAUGCUGAUGUUUCUUGUGGGGACCUUGAUCUUAAUCGGUGUUGGAAGCGGACAUGUCAUCCUGACUAUGAUGUCUCCUUCGCUCUUCGCCAUCGCUGGUUUCAUGCCUUUGAUAGGCUACUGCUUAGGAUACGCCUUCUCUUCGAUCUUCAGACUCAUCCACAGGGAGGCGGAGGACCGUUUCCAUGGAAACGGGCUGUCAGAAUGUCCCGCUGUGCACAACCAUAUUGAAGGUAGCUUUCCCUGAAGAAGUGGUGGGUCCUCUGUAUCUGUUCCCGACAGUCUACUUGGUGUUUCAGUUGUUGGAGGCGGCGAUUAUCAUCAUGCUGUUUAGGUGCUACCAAAGGUUUAAGAGAAAUGAGAAAGAAACUUACCAAGCUGCUGCCACUGGAGGGGAUCUGAAAGAGUCUGAUGUGUGAUGUCAAUUGCCACUCAUAUAUGUCUCUAUUAACGUGAACUGUUUCACCAAAGGGGCUCCACAUGAAGUAACCAAAAAUAGCUUACUUACAGCUUAAUGAACAAACAGAAAAAUGUGCAACUGUAUUUCUUGAUUAUAAAACAAUAUCAUUAUCUGAAACCUGUAAAUGUAUUAGUAACUUCAGUUAUAAAUCACUAAUGAAGACAAAAUCCAGUUUUAAAUAAAUUUUU